AUGCUCUUCCUCGAUACAAAAACCAUUCUCAAACAGUGCUACACCAUCUCAAAGGAGUGGAAUCAAGCAUUGGAGGAUUCCAACUUGUGGCAACUCUUGUUGGAACGUGAAUUAAAACUUCAAUUUCUUCCUCAUCAAUUCACACCAUCAUCACCAUCAGUUGCAACAUUCUCAUCAUCUCCAUCACUAUUGAAUAAAUCAUCACCAACAUCAUUAAAUUCUUCACCAACAGUUGCUGCAGUACCAUCAUUGAAGAAGUAUGAAUGGAAAGAAUUGUACUUUCUAUUGACGAGAUAUUCGAGAUGGCGUUGGAGGAGAGGUAUUGAGAGAAAUUAUGAUGUUGAAAAGGAUAUGAAACAAAUAUUACUCUCAGAGCAACAAGACACUAAUGAAGAGAAAGUGGACGAAACUUUGGACGAAUCUAAUAUUCCACUUUAUAAUAAUCCGUGUUACUUUUCUCCUUUGAUUCAUAAUUAUCAAUUUAAAGUCAUGAUUUUGGGAGAUAAGAAGGUCGGAAAGUCAAGUGUCAUGUUUAGAUUACUCACUAGACAAUCACCCAAGAAGGAAUACAUUAAAAAGUUAAUUAGUACGGAGGGAAUGUCCCAAUUUUCAUCACUCAUUCAACACACCUACGAACCAAACAAUUCCAUUCAAUUACAAAUUUAUGAUUCGAAUAUUGUUGAUAUUGGAACAUAUGUGAAAGUUUGCAGAAUGUAUGGAACAUUUACACAUUGUGUUAUUAUUGUUUUCAAUGUGAGAAGUAAACGUUCCUAUUUCAAUUCAAUCAACAAGUGGUUGCCAAUGAUUAGAAAGAGAAAUCCUAAUUUACCAAUUUUCCUAGUUGCAAAUAAGUGUGAUAAUUUUCAAAAGUAUCAUGGAUCUACUCGAUUUGGACACAAUUCAACACUUUCCUCAUCAAGUACUGAUUCAGGAAAGGAAAACAAUGGUUCAAACGAUUCAAAGAGAGAUGUUUCCAGAGAGGAAGCAAUUGAAAUGGCAAAAGAAAAGAAUAUUAUUUAUAGGGAAGUAAGUGCUGCAACAGGUGAAGGAAUUGAUGAAUUGUGCACUGAUGUCAUUAAUACUAUUUUUGCUAAGGUUGUGCAAGUGACACCGAAGGGAAUUUUGGAUGAAGCUCAUGAAACAUGUGAAAGUUUGGCAGAGGAUUAUAAUGUUGCAUUUAAACAGAGGAUUAUUGAGGUUCCAAAAUUCGUACCAACAGUUCAGGAUCGUGACUAUUUUGAAAAAUUCACAGAAAGUGAAAUUUCCAAUGAGAGUGAACACGAUGAAUAUGAAGAGGAUAUUGGUGAAGAGGAUAAGCAUCACUAUGAUAUGAAUCAUUAUGAACUAGAGGAGGAAUCAGGCACUCACAUUCACGGUCAUACCAUUAAUCAAAAGGAAAAUAAUCAAUCUAUGGACGAUGAAUCAACCACAAGCAGUAUCAAUGAAUCAGAAGAUGAUGAAAAGAUGAAACAACUGGUUGAAAAGAGUUUUGCAGAAGCAGAUCAAGAAACACCCUAUUUUCGUAUCAAUGUAAAUCAAUCCCAGGACAAGAGACAAUCCAAAUAUUAUGCAAAUUCCAAAGCUCUCACUGCUGGCUUAACUGAGGACAAUUUGAAGGAAAUUUCACAAAUGAUGGCCAACAACAAUGUCAGUAUCGAAGGCCACACAACCAAUCCUUCUCCUCGUCACACCAUUUCAAACACAGUUGCAACAACUGAUCAUGAUGGGGUGAAACAAGGUGAAGAAAACCAGUUGGAUGAUGCCAAUAAGAAAUGUUUCAUUCAAUAAUUUCUGAACUGAAGAGAACACAAAUACUUGAUUUUUUAUCUAAAUAAAAUGUACAUUAUUUCAAAUAU
Molecule: messenger RNA, 1856 nt
Organism: Naegleria gruberi
Lineage: Eukaryota; Heterolobosea; Eutetramitea; Acrasida; Naegleriidae
Product: ras GTPase
Exons: 2
Coding region: 1-1788 (595 amino acids)
Molecular function (GO): protein binding; GTP binding; GTPase activity
Source: RefSeq, a predicted model, not a curated record